CACUCCUUCCUCAACAUCUUGCAAAUAAUCUAGAAUUGCUAUUCUUUAUAAUUACAUGUUAAUGAAUUGAGGUGCAAGCAAGAAUAAUGGAAGGAAAUGUGUUUACUCGAGCAGUUGAAGGAGUAAAACUUAUUAGGUCCGAAGAGGGAAUUAUUCUUACUAAGCCCUUUUUGGAUUUGUGCAGAUUGUUACUACCCCUUAUAGACAAAUUUGGCUCACAAAUGUCUUGUAUAAAGGCCGAUGUUGCAUGUAAUGUCACGAAAUUGGAAUUGAAGUAUGCCUCUAAUCCUUCAAAAUACAGUAACUUGUGUACUAUGACAAAAGAGGAGGUUGAUUCUAAGAUAGCAAGGAGUUCAUCAAGUUGCACUCAUGCACUUGUUUGGUUGAACAGGGCGAUGGAUUUUAUGGUACAAUUUUUUCGCAACCUAUUAGAGCAUCCGGAAUGGUCCAUGACACAAGCUUGUACAGAUUCCUAUAAGAGAACACUAAAGAAAUGGCAUGGUUGGAUGGCUAUCUCAACCUUUAAGGUUCUCAUUAAGCUUGCUCCAGACAGAAAGAAGUUUAUGUGUUCAAUAGGUGGGAGUGUCGAAAUUAAUGCUGAGAUUGAGAAAUUAUGUAGAACUUUUGCUUCAGUACUUGAAGAAAAUCACAAAAUCUUGGUAAGAUGCAUGAAAAAUAUAUAAACGAACUUAUAAAAGUUCCUGUAAUUGCUUAUGAUUGUCUUACUCUUGUAACAGGCUAGUUUUGGAGUUGAUGAUAUUAAAGCUCCAUGAAGCUAAGUGUUCAUACGUUAUACAAACAAGCGCUCGCAUUUGAUAGUUUAGCAGACUUAAUUGCUCAACGUUUUUGAACAUUUCUCUAGCAAGCUUAAGCUCUACUGCUAGAGUUGAGUAGCCUUUGUAUCAUUAUGUAACAAAAGAAUUAACGAAGAGUAACUAUUAUUAAUUAGUUGCUCAACCAUACCAUCAUGUACAUGAUUCCUCCCUUUUUGAACAAGAAUUUGUUUCUCAAAUUCUACAUUUCUAAUGAAGGAUACAUUUUUGUAAGAUAUAUACCAUGUGACAAAAACAUGAUAGCGUUGAAAAACAUAUGUUGUUAGUAUAAAGUUCAACCAAUAAAAGAAAUUCACACUCAAAUGAUAUGAUAUUAUGAUGUUUAGAUUGUGGAACAGAGG
Messenger RNA from Chenopodium quinoa (quinoa), 1174 nucleotides. RefSeq names its product glycolipid transfer protein 1-like. Gene Ontology annotation, molecular function: ceramide 1-phosphate binding; ceramide 1-phosphate transfer activity. Lineage: Eukaryota; Viridiplantae; Streptophyta; Magnoliopsida; Caryophyllales; Amaranthaceae. The coding region runs from base 87 to 683 and encodes 198 amino acids. The record is from RefSeq and is a predicted model, not a curated record. Gene Ontology annotation, biological process: ceramide transport; intermembrane lipid transfer. The transcript has 5 exons. Gene Ontology annotation, cellular component: cytoplasm; membrane; cytosol.